CUUCUGUUGAUUUCUCUUCUUUUUGAGUAUUCAAAUUCGAAAAUUUUAUUAGCUUUUGUUUUUGUUUAAUUUUUCCUUUGAAAUAUUUUGUUUAUAAGUUUCGAAAAAAAUUCUAAAUUACAACAAUUCAAUAUCUCGAAUAAGUUUAAGACCAACUGCUACUUACUACGGUCCAACUCAGCAGUUAAAAAAAAAUAAAAUAAAAAAAGAAUAAUAUUAUAUAAAUCGCCUCAAUAUGUUUAGCGACUGCGAUAACUGUAAAUGUGACGCGAAUGGCGCUUGUGCUGAUGGACAACGUUUAAUGGGCAUGGAGCAGUUUACCCUACCCUCCUAUGAUCAAUGGCAGCCAUCGAUCGAUUUUAUGCUGUGGCCGCCGGGCAGUUGCGAAUAUGGCUGUCACGUGGGUAUCUGUUCGAACACGCAGCCACAAAGAGACUGUUGUGACGGCUAUAAAAAUCGGAAUCUACCCAGAUCACCAUGGUCGUCCACAGUCCCGUGUCAUAGUGCAACAACUAAAAAUCUCUCGUACUGCCGGCCCUGUUCGACUGCGAACCGUUGCAUGCGACGUAACCAUACUUCUCCGGAGAAUCCAUUGUUCCACCCGACGCUGGCGUUUCGUCAUAAGGAUCUUCCCUUACAGACACCGGUGUGGAGGCCAAAUGGACCAACACAACGAUUUUCCGAGAAACUUUAAUAAACUUAAGAAAUUUUAUUUACAUGUAUAUCGGUGAAUGCAAGACCAAACGGCUUAAGUCGAUUUUUGGAAGUUUUGAAGAACACACUUUAUUUGUUGUUUUUGGCGCUCAAAAUGCAUUUCAUGAUUUCAAUUGUUGAUUUUGGAACAAAUACCAUAAUUUUGAGAUGUUGAAAUUUGCUGCCAUAAACAAUAAAGGGGUUAUAAUUCGGUUCUGCCUUAACUCGAUUUGAGCUGUUUUGCUUUUAAGUCAUCCUACGGAUAAUUUGGAUAGUCUAAUUAAAUGUACACAAACAUAAAUUCUCAUAUACUUAUGCACAUUGUAAAACCAAUAAAAAGUACAGCUUAAAAGGGAAUGAAAAUAAA
Molecule: messenger RNA, 1060 nt
Organism: Bactrocera oleae (olive fruit fly)
Lineage: Eukaryota; Metazoa; Arthropoda; Insecta; Diptera; Tephritidae
Source: RefSeq, a predicted model, not a curated record